AUGGAGGCGUGGGAGGUGCUGCCGCUGGAGGUGUGGGCUCUGGUGCUUCGGCAGCCGCCCCUGGUGCCAGCUGACCUGGCGCGAGCCGCCUGUGUGUGCCGUGCCCUCCACGAGCUCAUUGGACCCUUCAUCGUCAGCCCCUCCCCCAAAUCGGGCGUAUGGGCCUCCGCGUCUGCCCGCCAGUGGCGCCUCGUCGCCGCUCAAGAAGCCCACCCCAUCCUCACCCUCGCCGUUGGCAGCUGCGGGGUGCAGGUGGCUGUAGAGUACUGGCGGCGGGUGGUGGCUGAACAUGACUUGUCGGGGUCGUCUGCGGGCGACGAGGUGGUCAACGUGCGGCUGUCCGAUCACUCGCUUUACGGCCUGGGCACCCACUUCCGCCACACCGAACAAGGCAAGCCCCGCCCGCAAGCUUGGACGAUCACACUCUACUGA
Molecule: messenger RNA, 432 nt
Organism: Acanthamoeba castellanii str. Neff
Lineage: Eukaryota; Discosea; Longamoebia; Acanthamoebidae
Exons: 2
Coding region: 1-432 (143 amino acids)
Molecular function (GO): protein binding
Source: RefSeq, a predicted model, not a curated record